Messenger RNA from Gongylonema pulchrum, 960 nucleotides. Lineage: Eukaryota; Metazoa; Nematoda; Chromadorea; Rhabditida; Gongylonematidae. The record is from the annotation of a GenBank genome assembly.
GGCUUUGCUGUUCGAGGGCAAAUGGCGCCACUGCCACCGCAACAGCAACAGCAGCCACAGCAGCAGCAGCAGCAGCCUGUUGUUUAUGCUCACCAGCAAGGACAAGUGAUGCGGCCACACUACGUCCAUGUCCAGCAGACGCAGCCCAGGCUUCCUGGCCAACCCAUGCCUGUUCAGUACCAUCAAGCAGUCGCUGUGGAACAGGAUGUUGGAGCUUCGAUUGCUCCUGCACCUCCCAAAAAGAGGAAGCGACCAACAAAGAAGCAGCUGAAAGAAGCAGAAAUGGCUCAACAGGCAGCAGCUGCAGCUCAGCAGCAGCAGUUUAUGAUGGAGCAGCAUAUGAAUAGUCGUGUGCCUUCAGUCAAUGCCCAUACGGUUGAUAGGCCUGCAGUUAUGCCGCCACAGGUGAUGCACGGCAAUCAACCAACGAUGGGAAUGGCGUAUGCGCAGCAUUCGCAACCAUAUCCACCACAAACACUUCGAUCGCCGCCAGCUGUUUCUGCGCAAACAAUGAUGCAGAAUCAGCCGCCAAAUCCGCCGUACUACCAGCAACAGCAACAACCGCAACAACAACAGCAGCAGCAACAACAUGUCUGGAUUCCUCAACAUCAACAACAGAUGAUGCAGCAACAGCGGCCUCAAAUGAUCUACAGUGGAGGGAUGCCACAGCAGCAGCAGCCGCCGCCGCCGCAGCAACAUUGGCAGAGUAACCAACCGCGCAAUCCACGAAUGAUUCACAGCCUUACCUCAGUCGUUGAGAAAACCAGUGACGAUUGCCGUAUUUUUGUUACAGUUUCGGAGAUGAGUGGUGGCUCUUCGGGUAGCGUGCAUACAUCGCCAAUGACCAGUCGCAAUGCAUCAAUUGAUUACUCUCCAGCAUCACAGUCCAGCAGUACCAUGUCGCCGCUGUAUCAGCAACAGCAGCAGCAACAGGUAAUAUUUUGGAUUGCAUCAGAAUGA